Molecule: messenger RNA, 1259 nt
Organism: Myotis brandtii (Brandt's bat)
Lineage: Eukaryota; Metazoa; Chordata; Mammalia; Chiroptera; Vespertilionidae
Gene: CENPA
Product: centromere protein A
Exons: 5
Coding region: 1-426 (141 amino acids)
Cellular component (GO): nucleosome
Molecular function (GO): DNA binding; protein heterodimerization activity; structural constituent of chromatin
Source: RefSeq, a predicted model, not a curated record
AUGAAGGGCAGCCCGGCAGGGCUGACUCAACUCUUUUGCUUAGGCACUCCCUCCCGUCUACCUGGUCGCCCAUCUGGUCGCCCUUCUGGUCGCCCAUCUGGCCGCCCACCUGGUCGCCCAUCUGGUCGCCGGAGACAUCUGAUUCUGAAGGAGAUCCGACAUCUUCAGAAGAGCACACACCUGUUAUUAAGGAAGAUGCCCUUCUGCCGCCUGGUAAGAGAAAUAUGUGUUAAAUUCACUCGCGGUGUGGACUUCAAUUGGCAAGCCCAUGCCCUGUUGGCCCUCCAAGAGGCGGCAGAAGCGUUUCUAGUACAUCUCUUUGAGGACGCCUACCUCCUCUCCCUACACGCCGGGCGUGUUACUCUCUUCCCGAAGGAUGUGCAGCUGGCCAGGAGGAUCCGAGGCAUCCAGGAAGGGCUGGGCUGAGGUGCCGGCCGCCCCUGGAUGAUACCAGGGACUCUGGCUGGAGCCGGACCGAUCCAUGGCGUCCGGGAUGCUGCCUGGACGUGCCGUCUCUCAGCAGAGUGUGCAUGUUGGUUUUGUAAUUGUUGGGUUUUUUUAAAGAACUUCAUGGCUCUCCUCUGCAACAAGGUCACAUAGAAGAAAAUCAACAUGGUUCCAGAGGCCUGCAAAUUACUUUCAGAUAGAGACUCUGAGGUUGACUUCGGUUUAUAAAUUGCUCACAUGACUGCUUAGUGAUUCUGAAGACGUCAGAUUUGUUGAUAAUUACCAUUUAAAUGUCCCCCCCCCAUUUACAUUUUUUUACCAUAUGUAUAUUUACUUCUAUUUAACACAUAAGGGAAAAAAUAAGAAAAGAACACCAGCCAGUUGCAUGGGGGAGCCUAUAACUCCUUGUCCUUCAGAUUAACUUCAUUGGUGGCGGCAGAGCCACACACUCUGUCUCUAUGGCCCAAUGGCCUGGCACUGGUACUGAGCCAUGUACCAAUGUCAGGCCAUUGGGCUAUGGAGUUGGCGUGUGGUGAACUGUCAACAAAUGCAGCUUCUCAAAAACUCAGCUGGGGUGGAAACUGAAUAUCUUUUAAAGUUAAAUGUUCUGACUCUUCUUAGUAAAUGUCUGUCAAAAUCAUUUGGAAGCUCUAUCUUACAGAAUUCUGUUAUUUGUAAAUCACAGAAGAUGCAACAUAUUUAAAAUUUUUCAUCCCAGGAUUUUAAAGUGACUUUUCAAUGUAUUGACAGGUAUUUUCAUAACUUCUUUGUGGGGAGAUUAUAAAAAUAAAAAUAAUUCUUUAAUGAAAAAA